GCCUGUGCUGCCGCUGGGAUGGCUGAGUCCCGGAGAGUUCAGCUGUUCGCUCAGAGCAGUGACGCGCCCUCUUAUUUCAGUUCGCCUUCGGACAAAAAGUGCGCGCAGGGGGGAGAAAAUGUCUCAGACCGACCCGCUGACACCGAAACGGUCCGGCUGGUCCUCGAAUUAUUUGAGCCCGACGAGCGGAGCUUCCCGGAGUUCAGCUACAAUCAGCUUAUAGACGACAAGAUCAGUCAGUCAAAAGAUGGAGGACCCCUGAGCAGACGUGAAAAGGAAGAAAAGAGGGAGAACGAUGAAGUUGCUGCCAUUGCAAGAAAGCUGGAAGAAAAAUAUGGUGCCAAACCUAAGAAAAAAAAGGACCGCAUCCAGGACCUGAUUGACAUUGGAUACGGUUAUGAUGAAGAGGAUUCUUUCAUUGACAACUCUGAGGCUUAUGAUGAGUUUGUGCCGUGCUCCAUCACCACCAGAUUUGGUGGAUUCUACGUGAAUUCGGGCGUGCUGCAGUUCCGCCGGGCUUCUGAUGCUGAAAGCGAUGAUCCCACAACUGAAGAGACAAAAGUAAGCCGUACGACUAAACGUAAACUCAGUGAUGGGCAGGAGAAGCCACAGAAGAAACGGUGCAGAGCAGGUGGAGAGAUGGCAAGCAGAUUGGAUCCGAAGUUAAGCACUUUGUCUGAAACUGGGCAGGCUGAUGAGCUGAAGAUCAGAAAGAAGAAAAAGGCUGUUAGGACUCUGAGUGUCACCAGCAUGCUGAAAAAGUUUCAAAAAGAAAAAGAGAGGGAGCGACAGAAGAAAAUGAGAGAGAAGGCGGCUGCAAAUUUGGGUACAGCAGCAACCCCUCUGUUCCCUGCAGAUGCAGGUGGGGGUGGAGGCACGGGGCUGACUGACCCUCUCCUCAGUUUAAUUGGCUCAACUAAUGACCACGCCCUGAUCCAAGCAGCCAGCACAGUAGAUUUUGAUAUUGAUCUGGACUCUUUAUUAGAGGUCAGUGAAGAGACCCCACCUAAAUCACUUCCUCAGCCUGCUGUAGAGACACAGCUGAUCCAAAGCAAAACAGAUGAUCCAACACAGCUGAACGCUUUCUCUGAUGCCAAAAGCCUGACUUCAAAUUCAAAGAUUAAUUUGCAGCAGAAAUGUCAGCCGGAGAGAAUCCAGCUUCUGUCAGAGGCCAGCUCAACAUUACAGAGCACCCCGCUGCUAGAGGGGCUUCCCCCAGCGCUGGAAGACAGCAUCAGAAAACUCACAGCGGUUGCCAAGACAUCAGAGGGGGAGUCAAAACUCAAGUUCUUCAAUCCAGAUAUCAACUCAAUCCUGCUAGAUAUUGAGUUGCAGUGUCGGGAGCAGAGUAGCUCACUGCGCUCCAAGGUGUACACACACCUGUCGUCUUUCCUGCCCUGUAGCAGAGAUACGCUUCUCAAACGUGUAAAGAAACUGUUGAUGGCACAAAUGGAGGAGCCCCCUGGAGUGGAAGAUCCCAUGCAGAAACUCAGGGAGGCCAUUGGAAGAUCUAUGCCUGAGCAGAUUUCAUGUUUCCAUGAAGAUUGUCAGGUAUAUGAACAAGUCAAGACUUCAAAGGCAGCAGAGGACAAUGAUGAGAAAACUGGAAGAAAAGGAGGUCCUAAGAAAAUGUUCAAAUGGAAUGAGGAGAUCAGAGAGUGCUUGGGCCAAAUGUUGAAAGCAAAAGUGGACAAUUAUAAAAAGGAAAGAAAGGGGGACCAGGAGAUUGAAGAGCAUCUCAAGAUCUGGCUCGACAAUGAGGUCAAACCACUUUGGCCAAAAGGGUGGAUGCAGUCUAGGGUGCUGAUGAAGGAGAGUAGGAAACUGUUAGAUCUCUCUUCGUUACUAGUAAAGAAAGCCAAGUGUGAGAAGAAACAGUCGUUUGCUUUCUCAGAUGGCUGUGAUGAUCAUCAGGGAACUCCACCCCUGAUGGGGGAACUGUCCCGAGGAGCAGGUUGUGUCUUUACUGAAGGCUCGGAUAUCCCCAGUUCUGUUGCUCAUAAGGAAGGUGUUGCCUUGAAAAAGGGUGAGGUCCAAAAAGUGGGACUGGAUGUUGGGGCCGCUACAGAUGCAGAAUCAGACAAAUCUCAAGUUGAUGCAACACCUACUCCCGCUCCUCUCCUGGAUCUCCUUGCUGAUCAAGCCCUAGCUCAGGAGCAAACCCUCCCAGUGCUUCACGAGCUCCUAGCAGAAGCUGCAAAGAAACAUUUUGUUCAGCGCUGGAACUUUUUGGAGAUGCAGAGUCCUCUCCUUCCCCCUCCUCCUCCUCAGUCCAGCCCAGUUGGUUUCCCAGUGAGCAGUACAUGUGGUGACGUUUUGUCUCAGAUGUUUCAGGCUGGAAACAUCAGACACGUGGAUGCUGUUCAGGUGCAGAGCUUCUCUGAAGAUACUACUACUAAAACAUGACAACUUUGAACAAAGACAUGCAGCAGGUUCUUGGAUGUUUAAGUAUGAAAGUAAACGGUGACAGAACUGGCUCUCUGAGAAAAGCAACAAAAUGACAUCCCACCACCUGUCUGAUUCUGACAAGACCCUCUGCACCUACUCUACAAUCAUUUGUGAAGAUAACCUUUUAAUUUCA
Archocentrus centrarchus (flier cichlid) is the source of this 2581-nucleotide messenger RNA. RefSeq names its product ubinuclein-1. The transcript is spliced from 14 exons. NCBI's taxonomy places the organism in Eukaryota, Metazoa, Chordata, Actinopteri, Cichliformes, Cichlidae. The record is from RefSeq and is a predicted model, not a curated record. Gene Ontology annotation, biological process: chromatin organization. Bases 19 to 2406 code for a protein of 795 amino acids. Gene Ontology annotation, cellular component: nucleus.